AUGGCGGACGCACUCGCAGAAAAUGCGGCGAAGCUCCAACUCGAUGAGGAGACAGGCGAGAUGGUCUCGAAAGGAGAACUGAAGAAACGUAUGGCGAAGCGUGCAAAGAAAGCCGCUACAGCCAAGGCCAAGGCAGAAGCUCCAGCUACUACCUCAGCCCUGAAAGCUACCCAAAAGAAGGUGGAAGAACCCAAGACGGUAGAACCAGUCAACAUGUUCGCCCAAGGGUGGCUCGACGACGUGUACAAGGAGAGACCUGUGAAGCCCGUCGUUACUCGAUUCCCCCCGGAGCCGAACGGAUAUCUACAUAUUGGACACGCGAAAGCAAUUGCUAUCAAUUUUGGUUUUGCAAAGUUCCAUGGGGGAGAGUGCUAUCUGCGGUUCGAUGACACCAAUCCGGAGGCAGAGGACGAGAAAUACUUUACUGCAAUCAAGGAGAUUGUGGAAUGGCUGGGCUUCAAGCCAAAGGCCGUGACGUAUUCCAGUGAUAACUUCGACAAGCUGUAUCAAAAGGCGGAAGAGCUCAUAGAAAAGGAGAAGGCAUAUGUGUGCCAUUGUGGCGUCGAGGAGCUUAAGGCCCAAAGAGGAGAAAUAGACGGUAUACCAGGAGGACCUCGAUUUCGGUGCAAACACGCUGAGCAAUCCGUGGAGAAGAACCUCGAAGAGUUUCGGGCGAUGAGAGAUGGCAAAUACAAGCCAAAAGAAGCCUUUCUACGAAUGAAGCAAAAUAUAGAAGACGGAAACCCUCAAAUGUGGGAUUUGCCUGCAUACCGAGUCCUUGACGCCGAACAUCACAGGACCGGCCCAAAGUGGAAAAUCUAUCCUACUUACGACUUCACACAUUGUCUUUGCGACAGCUUCGAAAAUAUCACACACUCCCUCUGUACCACCGAAUUCAUCCAAUCGAGAGUGUCGUACGAAUGGUUGAAUAAGACGUUGGAAGUCUACGAACCAAUGCAACGGGAAUAUGGACGUCUUAGUAUCACGGGUACGAUUUUGUCGAAACGGAAGAUCGCGAAACUGGUCAAUGAAGGUUAUGUUCGAGGCUGGGACGAUCCAAGACUGUUUACUCUCAUCGGUAUUAAGAGAAGAGGUGUCCCUCCUGGUGCAAUUCUUGAGUUUGUCAACGAACUUGGUGUCACGACCGCUCCAACAAAUAUACAACUGGCGAGACUCGAUCAAACUGUACGAAGAUAUCUUGAGACUACGGUUCCACGGCUCAUGUUAGUUCUCGAUCCGUUGCCCGUUGUCAUUGAGGAUGCUGAGGAAUUGGAACUCGAACUUCCUUUCUCGCCAAAGAUCCCCACCAUGGGCAGCCACAAGGUCAAAUUCACGAAGACUGUCUACAUUGAGCGAAGCGAUUUCAGGGAAAUUGACAGCAAAGAAUAUUUCCGUCUUGCGCCUGGAAAAUCGGUCGGGCUGCUUCAAGUACCAUAUCCAAUUCAGGCUGUCUCUUUCAAGAAAGACGGCGACAAGGUUACCGAAGUCCGAGCUGUCUAUGAUAAAGAAGGCAAGAAGCCGAAAGCCUAUAUCCAUUGGGUUGCCGAAGGAUCAAAGAAAGUCGAAGUCCGAAUUCACAACGCUUUGUUCAAGAGCGAGAAACCUGACAAUGCCGAAGGCGGCUUUUUGAACGAUAUUAAUCCCAAUAGCGAAGAGAUUUUCCCACAUGCGAUGAUUGAGUCUGGGUUUGAAGAAGUCAAGAGACGAGCUCCAUGGCCUGAAGCUGCAGGCGAGUCUGAGUUGGGGAAAGGAGGACCUGAAUCCGUUAGAUUUCAAGCAACUCGCGUUGCAUACAUGGCGAUGGACUCGGAUAGUACGGAAGACAAGAUUGUCCUCAAUCGGAUUGUUAGUUUGAAGGAAGAUGCUAGGAAAUAG
This is a messenger RNA of Hyaloscypha bicolor E, 1875 nucleotides long. Its product is annotated as glutaminyl-tRNA synthetase-like protein. Gene Ontology annotation, cellular component: cytosol; cytoplasm. The record is from RefSeq and is a predicted model, not a curated record. The coding region runs from base 1 to 1875 and encodes 624 amino acids. Gene Ontology annotation, biological process: glutaminyl-tRNA aminoacylation; translation. Gene Ontology annotation, molecular function: ATP binding; glutamine-tRNA ligase activity. The transcript has 3 exons. Lineage: Eukaryota; Fungi; Ascomycota; Leotiomycetes; Helotiales; Hyaloscyphaceae.